AUGUCGACCGACGUCGUGAGCGCCUCAGAGCCCAGAGGCCCUCCAGUCACCGCGGCACCUGGGCCAAGCCGCGACUCGCCACCAGACGCUCCAAGCAUCGGACCUCAUCCCAUCCCAGAUACCGCCAAACUUCCCGCCCAUGGCCAGGAUGAAAUAGAGUGCGCCAAACCGGCUGCGCCCAUCUUCCUGCACUCGCCUCCUGAUAGCAACAAUGCGACCAAGUCCGAUGCGAGCGACUCGGAGCUCAGCGAACUUGAGGAGGAGCCGACUCUUGACGACGCACCGUCCGCAACAGCGUUUACUACUGCACCCGCCCCCACUUCCGCUCCCGCACUUGAACCAGCCCCGAGCAAACUCAUCGGCGACGAAGAGGACAUUGGUGAGGUGUUGCCGGAAGAGUGGUCUGGGGCUGUGCCCAUCUUUCGUCCGACGUGGGACCAGUUUAAGGAUUUCAAGAAAUUUAUGAACAAGGUAGAUUGCUAUGGCAUGAAGUCCGGCAUCAUCAAGAUUAUACCACCCCGGGAAUGGAAGGAUGCUCAGCCGCCGUUGGAUGAACUCGUCAAACAGAUUCGAGUCCGAGAGCCUAUCAAGCAAGACAUCAUGGGAUCGAAUGGAACCUACCGCCAAGUCAACAUUCUCCACGGUCGAUCUUACAACGUUCCGCAAUGGCGGCAGUUGUGUGAACAGAGCGAACAUCAACCUCCCGCUCGUCGUGGAGAACGACGAGCCAAUGCCGAUAAAUACAAACAAGUCCGGCCAAGGCCUUCCAACGCCUCCAAGACUAAUACUCCAACGACUCCCAAAAGGCGUGGAAGAGGGAGACCAUCGAAGAACAAGGGAAAAAAGACCAUCGACGAGAAUGAGGAGCGACCAAUGACGCCAGUUUCUCCAGGACCAGAAAUGGAGGCAGGGGCAGAAGACAAACCGGUCGAGUCGAUAGAGCAAGAAGUCGGAGAUGAGACCAAAGAAACCGAUGAUGAAUCCACUGUCGGACGGACAGGAGGACGGAUGGGUGCCGUCAAACCCUCGAAACCAAAGACACAGUCCGUCUCGGCUCGUCGGAAAUACAGCCGAAGAGAAGGAUCUGCCAUGAUUGAUGAGGCGGCUUUCAGGGGCUUUGACUACCGCCUGGACGUUUCCGAAUUCACCCCCGAGCGUUGUGAAGAGCUGGAACGCGCGUACUGGAAAACUCUCACAUAUGCCGCUCCGCUGUAUGGUGCUGAUAUGAUGGGCACUCUCUUCGACGACCGCACAGAGAACUGGAACCUUAACAAGCUUCCCAACUUGCUGGAUGUUCUUGGUACCAAAAUUCCCGGAGUCAAUACGGCCUAUCUUUACCUGGGCAUGUGGAAAGCCACCUUUGCCUGGCACCUCGAAGAUGUGGAUCUCUACAGCAUCAACUACCUUCAUUUCGGAGCCCCGAAGCAGUGGUACAGCAUUUCCCAAGCUGACGCACGCCGUUUCGAGGCGGCCAUGAAAAGUGUGUGGCCUGCUGAUGCUAAAGCUUGCAGUCAGUUUCUUAGACACAAAGGCUUUUUAAUCUCUCCCCAGUAUCUUUUGCAACACUACGGAAUCAGGGUAAACAAAGUUGUCUCAUACCCCGGAGAAUUUGUGGUCACGUAUCCGUAUGGCUAUCAUUCUGGUUAUAACUUGGGUUACAACUGUGCAGAGGCGGUGAACUUUGCCUUGGACACUUGGCUGGAGAUGGGCAAGAUCGCCAAGAGAUGCGAAUGCGCACAGGCUCAGGACAGCGUCUGGAUCAACGUUCACGAGAUUGAGCGUAAGCUUCGAGGCGAGGAAACCGAGUAUGAAGAGACGGAGGACGAAGACGACGAGGAUGAGGACGAUGAAGAGCAAUCCAGUCUUCCCACGCCACCAGCGAGCAGCAGCGUCAAGCUGAAAGACGCCAGCAGGAAGAGAAGACGUGGUGUGGACGAAAAGGGCGCCAAGACCAGGGUCAAGAAAUUGAAACUCCGCCUCAAAACAAAAGCGGAGCCUCCAUGCUGUUUAUGCCCCAACGACGUAUCCAUCUUCGAACUGCUCCCAACAGAAGACGGCCGCAAAGCUCACAAACUCUGCGCCCUUUAUUUGCCCGAGACCUAUAUCGAUGUCGUGGAAGGCCAAGAAAUUAUCUGCAAUGCUGGGGGGGUUCACAAGGAUCGUCUCAACCUGAAAUGUCUGUUUUGUCGGUCUAGACGCGGCGCAUGCUUCCAGUGUUCGCACAAGAAAUGUGCCCGAGGCUAUCACGCCACGUGCGCUGCCGCAGCCGGGGUGUUUGUCGAAGACCAGCAUGUUCCCGUCUUUGACGAGAACGGUAUCGAAUACAAGGAGCAAGUUUUUGAGUUUAACUGUCGGUUCCACAGAGUAAGGCGAGACAAGAGAGUUGAAGGCGAGUCUCUGGAGACGGACGGUACUAUCCGGAAUGCUGCACAAAAGCUCAAAGUGGGCGACAUCUGUCAAAUGCAGUACUUGAAGGGCGACAUCUUUGCCGGCAUUGUGGUGGAAAAUCGAGAGGUGGAUGAGACCCUUUUGCUAGAAAUUCUUCCCAACGGUGACCGCUUGGAGGUGGCAUGGAAAUGGCUACUGCUGCCUGAUCCAUUAGACUAUCGCUUACCCAAGGCAUCGGAUAAUGCUCUGCCCAUGCCAGCAACCCGGAAAGCAAAGGAUCAACUCAAUGCGACGAGACCCCACGAGGACAGACCGAGGAAGGAUGACGUCUUUGCCGAAGGGUACACGUGGGCCGAGUUUGAGGUUCACGAAGUGCACAACAAGGACCAGUGCAAGGUCAGCUUUGAAAAACCAGAUCAGAUGUGGCAUUAUCUCGGCAAAACGUCGACUGAGGCCAAGGCGCAAUACACGGAGAAUCCGGACUUGCAGCGGCACAAUCCAAGGGGCAACUUUCUGAAUACUGUUCCCAAGCCUUCCAAGCCUCCCAAGCCCCCCAAGCCGUGCAAGCCGGCCAAGCCUCCCAAGCCAGCGCUUGUCUCCCAACCGGGAUAUAAUCACGCAUCAUACGUGGCGAAGGCCAUGGCCUAUUCGUACAACCUUGCUGCCAACCAUGCUGCCAACCACGCCGCCAACUACGCCGCAGCGACGACGACGCCUCGGCCCGUCACGUUCGACAAGCCCCAUGUCUAUACGCCUAGACAGACCGCCAACAACAAACUCACCACACCCUCGACGCCGGCGGCGUUUGCUACUCAUCCUUCUGUGUCUAAUUCUUCACCUCCGGUUGGCCCAGCUCCAGUAUUUUAUAACUAUUCGCAUCCAAGUUCGGCCUUUGCCAAGCAGUCACCGUGCCAUCAUCAAAAUACUCUUAGCAAUGGACGCAGUCAGCUUGGCCAACCACUUGCAGCAGCACCAGUACAUUCCGUUCCUUGCAAGCCUGUCCUAGCACCGUCUACCCAGCCUGGCAAACCCUUGUGGCAAGUCCACUCAUCCAUCUACCAAAAGUACCCAUUUUUCCAGGUCAACCAUAAUCGCGACCCGUCCAGGUACCGAACGCCAUACUCGCCGCACGGCGGUUUUCUCAACGGCUACGAAGGCGACCUUCGGGCACAUUUGAUGGCAAAUCAAAAUGAGCUGACGAGACCGUUUUCUACUUGGGGCUUGUCGUCAUGGUCUGCAGCUCCGGGAAUUACGCAACAAGCCUUACCCUUUCAAGCCACGAAGCCCAGGCCCGCUCCGAUUGUCAAGAAGUUCAAGAUUCCCUCAAAGGUGUCCCCGGUACCUCUGCCUCCUCAUGUCGUGGCAGCCAUGACGAAAGCAUCGCCGCCAGCGUCUGGCUCAGAAUCCACGAGUGGCGAGACGGGAGCCACGAGUCCCAGAUCAACCGCAGCUCCUGUCAUAUCGCCGCAAGCCGCGAACGGCCCUGAUGCUGCCCGAACCUCCGACGCGACUGCAAGGUCGUUUAAUGCAACAUGGCAAGGUGGGCCAGCGCAAGACAAGGUUGACUUGGGAAUCACUAGUGCAGAGACCAUGUUCACAAUGGAGCGUCCCAAGGCGACGCAAGAAUUCGCCGACGUUCCGGGCUCAGAAUCAAUGCAGUUCGUGGAGAGGAUGAUGCAGAAUUUGAAAAAGGUAUCAAUGAACGACACGGAAAGAAAAGACGGCUAA
This is a messenger RNA of Ustilaginoidea virens, 4116 nucleotides long. RefSeq lists its product as uncharacterized. The record is from RefSeq and is a predicted model, not a curated record. Bases 1 to 4116 code for a protein of 1371 amino acids. Gene Ontology annotation, cellular component: nucleus. Gene Ontology annotation, biological process: chromatin remodeling. Gene Ontology annotation, molecular function: histone H3K9 demethylase activity; histone H3K36 demethylase activity. The transcript has 5 exons. NCBI's taxonomy places the organism in Eukaryota, Fungi, Ascomycota, Sordariomycetes, Hypocreales, Clavicipitaceae.